This is a messenger RNA of Mytilus trossulus (common blue mussel), 936 nucleotides long. RefSeq lists its product as uncharacterized. The transcript has 3 exons. Lineage: Eukaryota; Metazoa; Mollusca; Bivalvia; Mytilida; Mytilidae. The coding region runs from base 117 to 818 and encodes 233 amino acids. The record is from RefSeq and is a predicted model, not a curated record.
AUUUCCUCUAGUACAGUAUAUUUUCCCUUGUAGAGUGUAUAUAAGACAGAAAUAAAUUGAAGACUUCACACAACAUUUCUGUACACCUUUAAAUAACUACACGAACUCAAGAAACAAUGGAAGGAAAGGCUGUUAUUAUUUUCUUUGGAUUUAUAUCAUGCGCUGUAGCUGUAUAUUCAGUCAAAAAACCAGUUUGUGAAAUUGAAUGCUCGAGUCAUUCAGAAUGUCUAGAUGGAUACAGUUGUCAAACAGAAGGAUGUGAUCGUAUUUGCAGACCUAGGAGAGUGAUUUUAUCAAAUUCAGCAAUUAGAUCCGACAUUAUUUCAUCCGGAUGCGUUCAGAGAUGUAUGGACCGAGGAGAACUAGGUUGCAGAAGUCUUUGUCAGCGAAGUUUAGAUUCAUUGUCAGGAGGCCAAAUCAUUCCUGGUGGUUUCUUAGACAGUGGAUUCCAAGAUGCUUUAGUAGAUCCUAUUCGGUUAGAUAGUCUUGUUAGACAUACCUUGCCAGUAGGUGAUUCUAUUCGGCCAGGUAGUCUUGUUAGACGUAUCUCGCCAGUAGGAGGUUCUAUUCGUUCAGAUAGUCUUGUUAGACAUAACUCGCCAGUAGGUGAUUCUAUUCUGUUAGAUAGUCGUCUUGGACGUAUGUCACAAGUAGGUUCUAUACGGUCAGGAAGUCUUCUGGGGCGUAUCUCGCAAGUUGAUUCAAUUUUACAUAAAGACUGUCAAAAUACAUGCAUUUCACGAGGCUGCAACUUUAACGAGGAAUGUGUAACAAGAGAUGGAUGUUCUGUAUGUGUUCGUGCCAAGACCUACGCAUAAACUUAGACAGCCGAUGUCACCAUAAAUUGUGCAAUAUUGAACUGAUUUUUAUCCAUGUAUUGUGAUAUUUUAUAAUUUUGUUUUGAUACACAAAUAAAAAAAUUAUUAUGAAAGAAUU